ACACGGUUGCCUUUUCUCGGUUUUGAAGCUUAACCCGGUUAAGGAAAACUCACCGCCAGUUGCAGAGAGGCAUCGAGUCCGACGAUAGCGAUCAUUGGCCAGGGAAGGGAGAAAGAUGAGCGAAGAAAGCGGGAAGAGCCGAGGCGUUGCCGUCGCAGUCGGCGGUGAGCUGCCGCCCUCGCAGUACUACUAUGGCACGUUUCAGGGUGUUGCGAACUACCAACACGUGCCGCCGCCGCCGCCUCCUCAGUUGGUCGUCGGUUUCCCUCCGCCCGCCCCUUCGCCCGGCGCCUCUGCAAAUCCUCCUUAUUAUUAUUUCGGAUACCAAACUGUUCCAGGUUAUGCUGCUGCUGAUAUGGGAUUCAUGAGAGAGCAUCGCCUUCCUUGCUGUGGUAUUGGUAUCGGCUGGUUAUUGUUUCUAAUCGGCUUCUUUUUGGGUGGCAUUCCCUGGUAUGUUGGAGCUUUUAUUCUACUUUGUGUUCGGGUUGAUUACCGUGAAAAGCCAGGACUUAUUGCAUGCACUAUAGCUGCUCUUCUUGCUAUGAUUGCUUUCAGUCUUGGUGUGACAAAGGCAACUCGGGUCUGGUGAUGGAUGCAGACUACUAUUAAAGCUCAUUGUAUAUUCCUGGUCAAGAGUCCUAAAAACAUACAUUUGUUUCACCGAAAAUUUGAUAUGUAAAUGUUUUAUUGGGUGAAAGCUACUUCGGAACUGUAAAGGCAAAAUCUUGACACUGAAGAUGUUUAUAUCAAUUUCAUAUCAUUACUUGCA
Messenger RNA from Diospyros lotus (date-plum), 769 nucleotides. Its product is annotated as 60S ribosomal protein L18a-like protein. The record is from RefSeq and is a predicted model, not a curated record. Lineage: Eukaryota; Viridiplantae; Streptophyta; Magnoliopsida; Ericales; Ebenaceae. The coding region runs from base 116 to 589 and encodes 157 amino acids. The transcript has 4 exons.